AUGAUCUUUUUAUUUAGUAUUAGUUAUAACUUAUAAGUAGUAGAGUUUUUUCCUCCUCCUUUAUGUUGAUCAUGGGGGAAAGAAUGCUAAUACUCCUAUCACUCAUUUUCAGUUAUUUGUUGACUGUGGACGCAAGAACAGCACAAAGUGAUUACACUGCUCUGCUGGCUCUGAAGUUAGGGUGGGAGAACACGCCACCAGAUUGGGUGGGCUCUGAUCCUUGUGGUGAUGAUUGGGAGGGCAUUGAGUGCUCCAAGUCACGCAUUACCAGCAUAUCAUUAGCAAGCAUGGAUUUGUCUGGCCAGCUUUCUUCAGACAUUAGAUUACUGUCUGAAUUGCGGGUUUUGGAUCUGUCCUACAAUAAUAAGUUAACAGGAUCACUUCCCAGAGAAAUUGCAAAUUUGAAGAAGUUAACACACUUACUUCUUAUUAGCUGUGGUUUCACUGGUCCUCUCCCUGAUACGAUAGGAAAUCUAGAACGGCUUGUCUUCCUAUCUUUAAAUUCUAAUAGCUUCAGUGGGCGAAUCCCACCUGCUAUUGGUAAUCUCUCAAAUGUUUAUUGGCUAGACUUAGCUGAAAACCAGCUUGAUGGGCCCAUCCCAAUAUCUAAUGGAACUACUCCUGGUCUUGAUAUGAUGCACCAUACAAAGCACUUUCAUUUUGGGAAGAAUAAACUUUCAGGCAAUAUUCCUUCUCAACUUUUUAGCUCUGAAAUGACUCUGAUACAUGCACUUUUUGAAGGCAACCAACUUACUGGCAGGAUUCCAUCUACACUGGGACUUGUCCAGUCUCUGGAGGUGGUGCGCUUUGAUGAUAAUUUUCUAAGUGGACCUUUGCCAUUGAACCUCAACAAUCUUACAAAUGUCCAGAGUUUGUUAUUGUCCAACAACCGCCUAUCCGGUCCCCUGCCAAACCUUACUGGAAUGAAAGCGCUCAACUACCUGGAUAUGAGCAAUAAUAGUUUUGAUCCAUCUGACUUUCCACCGUGGUUAUCAACUCUAGAGUCUCUUACAACAUUAAUGAUGGAGAAUACACAACUUCAAGGACAAAUUCCUGCAUCUUUGUUCAGCCUGGCACAGUUACAGACAGUGGUGCUGAAGAACAAUCAGCUGAAUGGCACUUUAGAUAUUGGCGCAACCAUCAGCAACAAACUGGAACUCCUUGAUUUGCAGACUAAUUUUGUUGAAGAAUUUGAUCUUGAUCCACAAAUUGAUGUCUCCAAAGUGGAGAUAAUACUUGUGAAUAACCCAGUUUGUCAAGAGACAGGAGUUGCAAGGACUUAUUGCUCCAUUUCAAAAUCCAAUGACUCAUACACAACGCCACCAAAUAAUUGCGUGCAUGUUGCCUGCAGCUCAGAUCAGAUAUUAAGCCCCAACUGCAAAUGUGCAUAUCCAUAUACAGGAACUUUAACUUUCAGAGCCACUUCCUUCUCAGAGACAGGAAAUGAGACUAUUUUUGCAAACCUGGAGUUUUCUCUGAUGCAAUCUUUUCAACUAUAUGAUAAACCUGUGGAUUCAGUUUCUUUAAGCAAUCCAAGGAGGGGUUCAGUUCAGUAUCUUGAUUUGACUUUAAAAGUGUUUCCAUCAGGCCAAGAUCAUUUCAAUCGAACUGGGAUUUCUAGUAUAGCCUUUAUGCUUAGCAACCAGACAUAUAAGCCUCCUAAAAUGUUCGGGCCUUAUUAUUUUAUUGGUGAUACUUAUGAACACUUUGUGGAUGAUUCAGUAUUAGAAGGUCCUGUUCCUUCCAGUAAAUCUUCAAAUGUUGGCAUCAUAGCUGGAGCUGCUGGUGGUGGUUCUGCCCUUCUGGUGUUGUUACUCCUUGCAUGUGUUUAUGUUUUCCGCCAAAAGAAAAAUGCGAAAAAAGUUAGUGGGAAAAACAAUCCUUUUGGAGAGCAAUGGGAUCCAGAUGAGAGCAACACUAGCAUCCCACAGUUAAAAGGAGCAAGGCGCUUCACUUUCGAAGAGAUGAAGAACUACACCAGAGACUUUUCGCAAGCCAAUAAUAUAGGGUCAGGGGGUUAUGGGAAGGUUUAUCGGGGAACUCUUCCCAACGGCCAAUUAAUAGCGGUAAAACGAGCUCAAAAGGAAUCUAUCCAGGGAGGGAUGGAGUUUAAAACUGAGAUUGAACUUUUAUCCAGGGUCCACCACAAAAAUCUUGUUAGCCUUAUGGGUUUCUGCUUUGCGGAAGGAGAACAAAUGUUGGUUUAUGAGUAUGUUGCAAAUGGUACUCUGAAGGAUGCUGUUUCAGGGAAGUCAGGAAUUAGAUUGGACUGGAUUAGAAGAUUAAAAAUAGCCCUUGGUGCUGCAAGGGGGCUGGAUUAUCUCCAUGAACAUGCCAACCCUCCUAUCAUACACAGGGACAUCAAAUCCACUAACAUUUUACUUGACGAGCGCUUGACUGCUAAAGUAGCUGAUUUUGGUCUCUCCAAACCUUAUGGUGAAAAAGGAUAUAUCACCACUCAAGUCAAAGGAACAAUGGGCUACUUGGACCCAGAGUAUUAUAUGACUCAACAGUUGACUGAGAAAAGUGAUGUUUAUAGCUUUGGAGUGCUAAUGUUGGAGCUGAUAACUGCAAGAAAGCCAAUAGAAAGAGGGAAGUAUAUUGUGAAAGUGGUUAAGAAUGCUAUUGACAAGACAAAAGACUUCUGUGGUCUUAAGGAAAUGCUUGAUCCAACCAUUGACUUGGCGACACCGCUGCACGGUUUUGAGAAGUUUGUGGAUCUUGCAAUACAAAGUGUUGAAGAUUCAAGUUCUAACAGACCUUCAAUGAAUUAUGUGGUUAAAGAGAUUGAAAACAUGUUGCAUUUGGCUGGUGCAAACCCCAAUGCUGAAUCAGCAUCCACUUCAUCCAGCUAUGAAGUAAGUAAGGGGAGCUCCCUUCAUCCUUAUGAGUACUUUGAUACAAGUGUGGUACUUCCACGUGCAUAAAGUGAGCCUAUAACGCUUCAGCUCAAAAGUAACUUGUUAAGUAAGAUUUUGUAAAUUUUGUAAAUCAUUAUGCUGUUUGCUUUUGCUGAUCAUGAUUGAAGAUGAAGUUUGAUGAGAAAUCCUUCUGUUGGUUUCUUGUUUAUUUUCAGAUUUCUGUUGGCUGUGAUUUUGCAUCAUAUAUUAUACAAAUGUGGCAUUUGUUCCUGAUGGUUAGUAUAGUAUUAGUAUUGGUAGGAUUAUGUAAUAUAUUACUUUUCAACAUAUUUCAGCAUUUUCCCCUCA
Molecule: messenger RNA, 3209 nt
Organism: Lotus japonicus
Lineage: Eukaryota; Viridiplantae; Streptophyta; Magnoliopsida; Fabales; Fabaceae
Product: leucine-rich repeat receptor protein kinase HPCA1
Exons: 19
Coding region: 63-2927 (954 amino acids)
Biological process (GO): protein phosphorylation
Molecular function (GO): ATP binding; protein binding; protein kinase activity
Source: RefSeq, a predicted model, not a curated record